AUGAUCAACGCAGUCCUCGUCUUCAAUAAUAAUGGCCAGCCCCGGCUAACCAAGUUUUACACACAGCUGGACACGCAAACACAACAAUCCUUGAUCGCGCAAAUAUAUCGUCUAGUCGCGCAGCGUCCAGCAAGCGCCUGCAACUUCCUCCCACUCCCACCUCUCCUCUCGCAAGGUGCCAGCUCCUCCGCCUCCGGGCCCUCCGACACCCCCACGCAAAUCACAUACCGGACUUACGCAACGCUGUCCUUCAUCAUGAUCUCUACGUCCACCGAGUCCCCACUUGCUCUGAUCGAUCUUAUUCAGGUGUUUGUCGAGGCGCUGGAUCGCAUGUUCGAGAAUGUCUGCGAAUUGGAUCUUAUUUUCGGCUAUGAGACGAUGCAUGCUGUGCUUGGGGAGAUGAUCGUUGGCGGUGUUGUGGUUGAGACACAUAUUGAGAAAAUCAUUGCUGGUGUGCGUUCCCAGGAAGGAUCGCUGGGGAAGAAGAAGGCUGUUCAGGCUGCUAGUACUACUUUGGGUCGUGGGGCUUUGCCUGGGUUAGGGGCUUGGAGGUGA
Messenger RNA from Penicillium digitatum Pd1, 555 nucleotides. Its product is annotated as putative AP-3 adaptor complex subunit sigma. Gene Ontology annotation, biological process: vesicle-mediated transport; protein transport. NCBI's taxonomy places the organism in Eukaryota, Fungi, Ascomycota, Eurotiomycetes, Eurotiales, Aspergillaceae. The record is from RefSeq and is a predicted model, not a curated record. Gene Ontology annotation, cellular component: intracellular membrane-bounded organelle.